AUGCCAUCAUCACCCUCCGGAUCUGGGUGGGCUCCAUCCAAGCCCGCUCGUCUCAAUCGGGACUACUCGGAGGACGACGCGGAAGGCACGCGCAACAGCAAUCGCUUCACACUCACCGACUACGUCUACGACCGGGAAGAUUUCUCCUCUGUACACUCUUUCAACGCCGUUGCGUCUAGCUCGCGCACCGUGACCGCGGAAAGGCCACCUCUACCCACUCUACGGUCGGCGUCGCGAUUAGAGCUACCUCUACCGCCCGGCGCGGCUCCUGGCAGUGGUGCAGACGGACGACCGAGUAGCUGGGGACUGGCGGUACAGGGUCAGAUUGCGCAAGUGCGUGGAUCUACCAUCCCGACUACUUCAUCUCCCCGCUCGCCCUCCUCAGACCGGACACAAGCGGAGACUACAACUAUCACCUAUCCGCCUCCUUUGGCCAUCUCGUCCUCUUCAUCAUCCGGCAUGAUGGCGUCUUCACGAACCGCGCUCCUAAAGUCCUCGCGCUUCCCAGAGGCUUUCGUCCCCGACAUCUCCACCUCGCCCCGCGCCUCUACCUCCGGUCCUCAACUCUCCCCCUCCGAAAAUGUCGCGAUCAAGCGCCUACCACCCAUCCCCACUCCCACCUCCCCUCCCCCCUCUUCCGGCAACACCUCGACCCCCAGACCCGCUCUGCCUGCCUCCACAUCCUCCUUGUCCAUCGCGUCCUCGAUACCCUCCCCCCUUCUCCCGCCAUUCCAACUCAACCAACCCAGGUUGGGCGCGUCCCGGCCGUCCUUGGCAAGUAUGCCAAGUUCGAGCAGUACCUCCGGACUAAAACGGGAACGGGAACAGUGGAGUGUCUCACCGGAGCUGCCGAAAUUGGGGUAUGACCCAAGGAACACGAGUGUCACGUUUGUUCCGCUGGAUGAGCGGGAGAAGCGGGCUGGGGCGGAAGCGGAGGGGGAGGGGAAGAGAGAGGAAGAGGGAGAAGGAGACGUGGAGAAAGGGGCGUCAACGCUGAGAUACAAGGAGAGUAGGCCGGAGCGGACGAGCAAGAAGGGGAGAUGGUGGGACUGGAUCAUUCCGGAUACGCUAUAUACUCGACUCCUGCUCGGUACGGUAGUCUUCGAGCUGAUUAUCGAUCUGGUCAUCGAGGCCAACAUCCUCUGGCGCUUCAACACCGAAGUCAAAUCCGCCAGCUCCACGCCAAGCAUGCUGGAAAACAAAAGACGACUUCCCAUAUUCCUGAUCAUCUUCGGAUUAGCACACCUCUGGCAACUCGUCCUCACCAUAAUCGCCAUCCGAACGAAAAACACAAUCCAAAUCUCAGCCAUCACCAUCUUCAACUACGCCUUCCUCGUAUGGGCCAUCAUCCAGGUUUCCGAACUGCGCACGAUUCUAGGCGAUCUCCAAACGUCUUUGAUUGACGAUGCUGUCGAGGCUGCCACUCCCGGGGUAUCGAAAACGACGAGUCUGCUCAAUCUGCCGUUGAAUGUAUUGACGGCGGUCAUUAUUGGGGUGGUGGCUGUUUGUUGUCUUGUUCUGACGGUGCUGGCGUAUUUCGUACGGAGAGAGUUUGGCUGGCAAAGGUAUCGCUUCCUCGGUGCCGACCUCCAGAUCCGGGGAUACUAUCGCCGAUUCCAGGUGUUUGAGUGUUUUGUCUACUUCAGCGCGUUCUUUACCGCUGGAUUUGGGAUUCAGUUCCUCUGGCUCGUCCUCCAAAAGACCGACGCGGAGUAUAUCAUCACAUUCAUCAUGUUUCCGCUGUCGCUCAUCUUGCUGGUCAUCGGGCGUACAGCCGCCAAAUAUGAGAACAAGCCCUUCAUGAUCUUCUUCUGUACCGGCCUCACCCUCGGCCAAGCCUACUUCAUCUUCAAGCUCUGCCGGAUCUGGCAACAAGAUCUCACAGUCUACGCGAACGUCUCGAAAUCACUCACUGUCUUUGCCGGACUGAGCAUAUUGAGCCUGCUGGCAUGCUUGGCGUGGAGUGUGCUGGUUUAUCGGGACUUUGGAAAGGGUUUGAAGGGAGCCGUGCUGUCGCAGUACCCAAGAUCGCCUCGAACUCAGGUGGGAUUCAAUAGAUGGAAGUCCGAUCCGGACGCGGGAGGUGCUGCGGCGGCUGCGGCGGCGAAACGGCUGAGUAUAGAUUGA
Messenger RNA from Dioszegia hungarica, 2127 nucleotides. RefSeq lists its product as uncharacterized. Gene Ontology annotation, cellular component: Golgi apparatus. The transcript has 8 exons. Lineage: Eukaryota; Fungi; Basidiomycota; Tremellomycetes; Tremellales; Bulleribasidiaceae. The coding region runs from base 1 to 2127 and encodes 708 amino acids. The record is from RefSeq and is a predicted model, not a curated record.